This is a messenger RNA of Macrosiphum euphorbiae (potato aphid), 912 nucleotides long. The record is from the annotation of a GenBank genome assembly. Lineage: Eukaryota; Metazoa; Arthropoda; Insecta; Hemiptera; Aphididae.
AUGUUUGUUGGUCGAAAACUAUUGCAACAGACAAUCACAUUAUUCGCCCAAGUCAGAAUGGUUUCGUCGAGUUCUUCUGGUUUUCGAGUGGCCUUACUGCAGUUGACUGUCACAGCCGAUAAGUCGACAAAUGUGGCCAACGCAAUAAAACGUGUACAACAAGCCAAACUGAAUGGGUGCACAUUAGCCAUAUUACCAGAAUGCUUUAACUCUCCAUAUAACACUGCUCUGUUCAGAGAAUACUCGGAAGUUAUUCCUGGAGGUGAUACAUGUAAAGCUUUGUCUCAAGCUGCCAAAUCAAAUGAAAUGUAUAUUGUAGGUGGUUCGAUCCCAGAGAUAUGUGAUGACAAAGUGUACAACACGUGUACAGUUUGGGAUCCAAAUGGAAACCUGAUAGCCAAACACAGAAAAGUGCAUUUAUUUGAUAUAAAUAUUCCUGGUGGGGUUUGCUUCAAAGAAUCUGAUGCUCUAGCAGCUGGGAAUGCACUAAAUACAUUUCAGUUGGGAAAAUUUAAAAUCGGUCUAGGGAUCUGCUAUGAUAUACGAUUUGCAGAAAUGGCAGCAAUAUACCGAAAACAAGGUUGUGAUAUGUUAAUCUACCCCAGUGCCUUUAAUAUGACAACCGGGCCUUUACAUUGGAGCCUAUUAACUAGAUGCCGAGCAGUAGACAAUCAGGCAUUUGUAGCUGUUGCUUCACCAGCCAGAGUUACCGAUUCUAAUUAUGUGGCAUGGGGUCAUUCCAUGGUUGUCGAUCCAUGGGGUAAAAUUUUAGAAGAAGCUUCUGAAAAAGAUAUGGAUCUAUAUGUAGAUCUUGACUUUGGUGAUCGGGAAAACAUGAGACAGCAAAUACCCACUGAAAAUCAAAGAAGAACUGACUUGUAUGAUACAAUUGAUUUGAAAAACAAAGUUUGA